CCAUCAGCACCAGUCUCAGUCGUCGCCAGCCAUCUCGACGAGCGCUUCCAUUCACAAGACAUCUCCCAGCACCGAUUCUAACACUGCCGGACCGCUCGACAUUAGUCUCCUACCGAUCCGUUCUACUCACUUAGCCCAACCUUCACCCAUCGCUAGUCGAACAAGGGCUCGUCAUGGCUAAAACCAUGGCUUCGCUUCUCCUACUUCCCCUCCUGAUAGCACUGAUGUUUAACUCCGUCACUUCCACCGUCCAGCCUACCAAUCCCCAGGACCCUCUAGGUGGUUACCAGGACGGCAGCGGUGCUUCCGUAGGCAACGGCGGCGCGCCGGCGAGAAACAACGUCGGGAAUAACGUGCAGCUGGGCCCCGCCGGCGCGUUUGGCCCGUCCAACGUCGGGAAAAUGGCGGAGGGCGGGUUUGUGGCGGGCGGGGACCCGGCGGCGGAAGCUCCGGGUUCAGAGGCGGCUCCGGCGCCUGCUUGCUCCGCCUCGCCUAUGAGGGAUUACACGUCGCGAGUGUUCAUCAAGCCGGGCUGGAUCUCCCUACACUGGACCGUGAUCAACGGCACGCAGGUGAAGAUCGCGCUCGUCGCAAAGGUGGGCAGCGGCGCCGCCAAGGGAUGGAUCGCGCUCGGGUUCAGCAACUCGGGCGCCAUGGUGCCGGCCGAUGCGGUGAUCGGAAAUACCGAGGACGUGCCGAUCGCGGCAUACAGCAUCCUGGGGUACGGCCAGCAGGACGUGGUGCGCACGGAUAACUUCAGCAUUGGCGCCGACGCCAGCGUGGAAAUGACCACGCGCCGCACGACCCUCAAGUUUAGCCGUAGCUUGGGCGACGGCGGGAUGAUCCCCAUCAACUUCAGCGGGCCCAACACACUCAUCUGGGCGCACGACUUGUUCGGCAAUAAGACCAUCGGCUACCACUUCCAGAAACAGGGUUCGCUGGUCGUCGACUUCUCCUGCGUCGGCACCGACUACAGCUACACCGGUCCCAUUGACCCGACUGUCCCCGGGUCGCCGCAAACCCCCACUCCUGGAGGCAACUCGCUCUGCGCGGCUUCGUCUCUCGAUGGCUUCACCUACUCCAUCCCUCUGGAAGGCGACAGUUUCCGCCUUCACUGGAGCCCCCCCGUGGGUAACCAGGUGAACGUUGCGCUGGAAGGCUCGGCGGGGAGUGAGGCGGCGCGCGGAUGGAUGUCGCUGGGGUGGUCGCGCACUGGCAGCAUGGUUCCCGCCGAUGCGGUCAUCGGCAACUUCGGCAGCGGCGGCGUCAGCGCGUUCUAUAUGACCGGCUACCGCCGCUGGAUGGUGGUGCAGACCGGGGCGGUUCCGCUUGGUGCCACGAGCGUCAGCAACUCGCUGACCGGAUCGCGCGUGAUCAAGUUCACAUUGACGGGUGGCGCGGGCAACGUUCCUCUGGACUUCACAGGCGCGAACCGCCUUAUCUGGGCCCAUUCGGUUGGCGGAUCCAAGGUCCUCAGCUACCAUGGCAGCAACUUUGGCGCACUCACCCUUGAUUUCACCUGCAAGACGGCUCCUUCUAACUCGGGCUCGAGUGGCGGAAACGAUUACUUCGAUGAUGCGGACCAGGCGCGGGAGGACAGGAGGGCUGCUCGCUGGAGCGUCUGGAACGGCUUCUGGUCGGGGUUCUGGGGUGGGAUGGUUGGCGGUGGGAACUAAUAUCAGCUGAUGCGGUUCACAGCGCAGGGAAAAUUGCUUAGUUCGGGAAUCGGGAGACUAGAGAUGAGCAGAACGUAGUCCUCAUGCGCGAAGCUAGUUCACUGGAGUUGGAUUGGUAGGGUAUGCUUGCCUAGAUGCUAGUUCACUGGAGUGCUGGAUGUUUUUCGCGGUCCUAGAUGUGCUGAUUGUAUGGUUGAUUCUAUUGGAGAUCACCUUAAACAAC
Molecule: messenger RNA, 1899 nt
Organism: Closterium sp. NIES-67
Lineage: Eukaryota; Viridiplantae; Streptophyta; Zygnematophyceae; Desmidiales; Closteriaceae
Source: the annotation of a GenBank genome assembly